GAAGGGUGGUGUUCCUGCGUGUGCUUAGCCUCGCGCGUUUAAAUCCGAACCAUCAUCAGAGUUGUUGGUCCAAUGUCAUAUUCUGCUUCGCUGAUACUCAACAAAACGCACAGAACAUGGGCACCGAAUUCGACAGCAAUAGCCUGAAGCUUAUGCAGCUGCAACCCGACGGCGUAGGUCUGAUCGACUGGGAACAAAUAUGCACAGACUACGUGUGUACCCGUGUAGGAGCCUACGCCCUUGGAAUCUGCUGCUGCGCCUUUCUGCUACCCUUCUUCACGGACACGCCCGAAUCGAGAUGUUGCUACUGCCUCUUGAGCGUUAUACUGUUGAUCACCUGCGAGACGUUACCCUGUGAGGCAGCAGCCAUUUUGCCUCUCUUUCUACUUGCCAUUUUCGAUCUACCCACCAAUAUCGAACGAUACCUCGGCCCCGCUGUCCUGACCGAACUAGCAUCAACUGCAGUGGUAUUCUACGCCGAGCAAUCCGCUCUCUUCACCCGUGUUGCUCUGUGGUUCCUCCGCCGGUGCGGUACCAGGCACCGCUGUAUCCUGCUCUCGAGUAUUACCAUAGGCAUCGUCUGUUCCUUCACCGUGCUUGACUCUGGCACCACGGUGCUCAUCCUCGCUGCUGUACUCGAAGCCUCGGUGCGUGCUCUACAGAACGAGUCAAUACAGGCGAUUCACCAGAGAGCACUCUUCGACAAGGCCACGCAACGGUUGCCUGCGUUCCGCAGGCAGCAGCUCGCAAACAUUCUCUGGCCUCCGCAUGAUUCAAGUUCAAGUUCCAGUGAAAGCGGAUCAGAGAGUGAAUCAGCAACUCCUGCAACAUCAACGGAAGAAUAUCUAUGGGAUGGGUUCAUGUAUCCCGUGGACAAGUCGAAGCAGCCACCGUGGCCCUUGCACAUCCCACCUAAGGCCCCAUUGCCACCUCCCGGUCGUUCUGCUCUGAAAGAUCCCAGCAAACACUCCCAUACCCCGAAGGCAGCCCCGAAGCAAACAACCAUUCUCACGGAAGGAGGGGUCGUAAUACCUGGUGAAUCUUCGCCGCUUCCAAAACCGAAAUACAAGGCCGGGGAAGUCAAAUUUCAGUCCUCUUUGCAAACUAUCAUGAAGCAGGGAGUAUUGGCGGAUGUGAUGUAUUGGAACAAUCGGCGAUAUCUGAAGAUCUACGGCAAUUUGCUGAGCAGCGCAGCUAUAGCGACGGUAGUGACCGCAAUUCCCGCCCUGCAUACAAACACUGCUAACCGCUACUUCCUGAAUUACUUCCGCAAGCGCUUCGAAGAAGAUGUGGUAAGUCCACUCACGUGGUACGGCCUACUGGCACCAGUUCUCGUGGCACCAUCGUUCGCUUUCUGGACGUACGUCACCAGAUACACGUUGAGGAAAUUCGAUGCCGCUCAAGAUCGACACUCGGUCGCUGCAAUCAACGUCGCACUCGAAAAAGAAGAGCAGCGCUUGGGACAGAUUAGACCGUGGACAUACGUUUCCGUGGUGCUUCUCCUGAUAUGGAUUGUCAAGAAAGGUGUUGAAUACUUCUACAUAUCCCAAGGGGACAUGAGCGCUCAUCGUGAGCUAUCCUUGGACUACCUCAUAGUGGUGGCGAUGUAUUCUGUGUCGACUUCCAUGCACCUCGUGUCACCAGCCGAUGAAGUUGGCCCCAGGCUGCCCUGGAGAGCCCUGCUGAUCUAUGGUGGCAGCGCCUGCGUGGCGUCCACUAUUAAGGAAGUGGCAUUCGUCCCAUGGGUGGCAAGCCAGUUCCCUGAGCCAGGCAGCUACCGUUUUCCAGCGCAGAUGGUGUUGACCGUGGGUGCUGCUCUGCUCACUGAAGUUAUCAGCAACGAGGACACACUCGCCAUCUUGUUGCCCGUCGCUGUUGACAUGGCCAUAGCGAUGCCUUGCAACCCUCUCUACUUUGCCUUGCCAAUAACAGUGGCAUCGUCGACAUCCUUGUUGCUACCAAUGUCUUCGUUUGCCAUCGCCUACGUCUACGACCGCUUGGGUAUGACUCCCUGGGAUCUGCUACUGUGUGGACUGCUGCUCAAGAGUUUGGUGGUGUGUUCGGUGCUGUUCGUAAUGAGCACAAUUGGCGCAGCGGUGUUCCAUUGGCAACGGAUUCCAAGCUGGAUCAAUCGGAACGGCACCUUCAACAUCACCGACAUUUGAUGACCCAGCCUACUACCUGUUUUACCUUCGCGCUCCAUAAGGAAUUUGUAGCACCCCGACCUGACACACAGCAUACGUUAAACGAUGUAUCUACACAAAUUUUAUUUGGUGUGGUUACGCUGCGCCUCGAAUAUAUUCUACAGCUGAAGGAAGUUGGUUUUA
Ornithodoros turicata is the source of this 2327-nucleotide messenger RNA. RefSeq names its product solute carrier family 13 member 2-like. Gene Ontology annotation, molecular function: citrate transmembrane transporter activity; succinate transmembrane transporter activity. The transcript has 15 exons. NCBI's taxonomy places the organism in Eukaryota, Metazoa, Arthropoda, Arachnida, Ixodida, Argasidae. Bases 117 to 2165 code for a protein of 682 amino acids. Gene Ontology annotation, cellular component: membrane. Gene Ontology annotation, biological process: citrate transport. The record is from RefSeq and is a predicted model, not a curated record.